Messenger RNA from Umbelopsis ramanniana AG, 1425 nucleotides. RefSeq lists its product as uncharacterized. Gene Ontology annotation, molecular function: protein binding. The transcript is spliced from 2 exons. Bases 172 to 1176 code for a protein of 334 amino acids. NCBI's taxonomy places the organism in Eukaryota, Fungi, Mucoromycota, Umbelopsidomycetes, Umbelopsidales, Umbelopsidaceae. The record is from RefSeq and is a predicted model, not a curated record.
AGCCAGUCAGUUUUGUUCAUGGUCCCCAGAAUACUGUUAGAUAUAAAAAAAAAUAAGGACCGCCCGCUUUCACUUCACUUUCAUCUAUCACUAAAGUAAAACCCCUUCCUCCUUCUCUUCUUUCUUCCUUUGUCUUUUAAACUUUUCCUCUUUUAAAUAAUCAAUUCUCCAAUGCUGUCAACGAGCGAGCAUUCACUUCAAUGUGAUAGUGCCACUGCCACAACUACAACGUCAUUACUAUCCCCGCCCUUGACCCCUACUAGUGACAAUCAAUCGAUGCCUGAAGACCGACUACCAUGGUCUGUUGACAAGAAAGGAAUGAAAGUCCAUGAUCAUUAUAAUGCCAUGUCUCCCCCUGACUUCUACGCAAGAAAAGGGCGUAAUAAAUCCCUCAUCCGAUAUGAGCAAGCUAUGGCAUUGCCUGAAUUUGAUUUACCAGCACCUGAACACGAAUUGAUUCAAUGCGAUCAGUUCAUUACGCAACGAUCGUUCCAACAGCCAGCAGCUCCAUGGAUGAAUCAUCGAAAAUCUACAAAACCAAGAAGGUCUUUGCAAUCCGAUCAAAGAGCGGAUCAAAAGAUUUUUCAACUCAGAGUCUAUGACACCAGUCCAUCCGACCUACUUGAAUAUUCUAGCCGGGUUAUCCAACCGCCGGUAGUGAAGUCUAAGUCGGAAUCCCCAGAUCAUUAUGGUACCAGCAGCGAUGACGAACAAACCAUUCAAUUCAAGCGAAGGCGUGCUUUAUCUGACGCAUCCGAAUCCGCUGCCACCAAAAAAUGUAAAACUGAUGCUGCUAUGGCAUUCGACCGAGUGAACGUGGAAGAAUCAGAUGAUCAAUUCUUUGAAUCUGGAUGGAUACCCAACUAUCAAGUUUUUGAUCAGCGGCCGGUCCGUGUCGUUUGGAAAGGAUCCCCACUCCAAAUUGGCCACAUGCCAUAUUUCCAAAAGUUACAUCAGGGUGAAGUGAACAUUGCUUCUACUCUACGAUUGACUCCGGAACAAUAUAUCAAAUGCAAGAGAACCUUGAUACAGGCUGCAUCAAAAUACGAAAGUCAAGGAAUCCCAUUCAGGAAGUCAGAUGCCCAAAAGUUAUGCCGAGUCGACGUCAACAAGACUUCCACACUUUGGAGCAUCUUUGGAAAACUGGGCUGGAUGGGCGAUGGCUGCAUUAACUAAUAUUAGUGGCUGACUUGCUUGCGAUGCCUCUUUUUUUUUUUUGGCCAUGCUCCUUAAAUCAUCGGAAGAGAUAUCCAUCAAAAAGAAGGCAUUCUACACUGAGCUAUCAUUUUGAGAGCGCUCUCUAUUCGCUUUUGUACAUAAUAUCAAUCUCAUUCAUGAACAUUUUGAUAAAGAUCUUGUAAAACGUCAUUUUGUUGGGGUCCAUUAGAAGUCCAUUUUCCUCUCAUUGCUUUCCCGAAAUGUUUG